AUGGACAAAGAGAGCCUCGAAAAGUUUGAAGCCCAGAUCUCUGUCCUAUCUAGCAAGGAGAUUGAGAAGGUCAUGAAAAGAUUGAGCAAGGAUGAGUUUGAUGUGUUUAUAGAGAUUCUAGAGAGGCACAACAUGGACUUGGAUAGGGAUCUUGAACAUGGCAAGAAUGAGCUCCUACAAAGAUUAGAAAACCAUAGGAUUCUUUUUGAGGAUGCUUGGAAUGCGAUUCCCGACGGGGUUAGAAAGCAUUUGACGGGAUAUUAUCAAUCCAUGAAUGAUAUCCUGUAG
Messenger RNA from Encephalitozoon intestinalis ATCC 50506, 288 nucleotides. RefSeq lists its product as uncharacterized. The record is from RefSeq and is a predicted model, not a curated record. The coding region runs from base 1 to 288 and encodes 95 amino acids. The transcript has a single exon. Lineage: Eukaryota; Fungi; Microsporidia; Unikaryonidae.